Molecule: messenger RNA, 3684 nt
Organism: Cladocopium goreaui
Lineage: Eukaryota; Dinophyceae; Suessiales; Symbiodiniaceae
Source: the annotation of a GenBank genome assembly
AUGUCAGGGGUGGGUGGUACUUCCGAGGCCGGACUCCUGAGCUCCUACAUGGAUGCAUGGAGUGGCGUGGCCAAGGAUCAGGCCAGGAAACAUCGCAAGGAGCCGACAGCCCAGCAACGCCGCGAAGCGGUGCAGCUUGCUCUGGAGAAGUGGACUCGUGGUGCGACCCAAGGCCUUUUACACGAGAUAUUGCGGUUGUGGCACAAGCGUUUUGUGAAGCGUAACCGCCAUGCUUGGCUGAUGAGCAACUACUUGGUGAAAUGGGAAGAGCAAGCUAAGGUGGGCAUUGCACACACUUGCUAUGUGGCGUGGAAGAAGGUAGCAGACGCUUCAGCGCGAAAGCGCUUGAUGGAGCACGGGAAGGAAAAUGUGAAGCUGGCCGUGGAGAAGUUCCUGCUGGGAAACUUGCGAGGGCUUGUCCGCGAAGUGGUGCGAGAGUGGUAUAAAGCCUCAGUGGAACGACGGCAAAAAGUAGAUCUGGUGAAGAAGAGCCUUGUUGCGUGGGAGGAGGAGACUGGAGUUGGCAUCCUCAAAACGUGCACGGCUGCAUGGAAACGCUUAGUCGAUGCCAUUUCAAUCCACCGGAAUCGUGAGCAUGGAAAGGAGGCCGUGAAGCUUGCUUUGGAAAAGUGGGAGCGUGGUGACCAGAAAGGCCUGUUGCACGAAGCCAUCACUGAGUGGCAUAAGUUGGCCGUGGUCCGGGGCCGUAAAGCUGCCAUGAUGAGCAACUUCUUAGUAUCCUGGGAGAUGGAAGCUGAAGUUGGACUGCUUCAUACCUGCCAUGCUGCGUGGCGCCGACUGGCACAGGCGAAUGCCCGCCAGCAAGCCAAGGAGCGGGGAAGAGAAGCUGUGCAGGUGGCGUUGGCCAAGUGGGAACGAGGCAAUGUUGAAGGCCUCCUGCAGGAAAUUGUCCGCACGUGGCAUCAUGCCAGCGCCAAGGGCCGUCAAAAGGCCAAGUUGCUGGAUCGAUGCCUGAUAGCGUGGGAGAGCAAGGCCGGAGUAGCCCUUCGCGCCACUUUCUUGGCAGUCUGGCGCCAAACUGCCGCGGCCAACUCCAACGAGCGCAGAAAGAAGCAAAGCCGUGAAGCCGUCGAACUGGCGCUGCAAAAGUGGGAACGGGGCAACGUGAGCGGGCUCCUCCAUGAAUGCUUGGACCAGCCAGUGGCACCGGCUUGCUGCGAAGCGCAAGCAGCAGGCAGUUCGGAAGGAGCGCCUGAAGAAGCCGCAGCCUCGGGUGUUGCACCGGAUUCAUGGUGUUUCCGCAUGAUUUUAUUCUUGUGGCUUCCGGCAUCAAAUACCUGGCAGUGUUCGAUUGGUGCUUCUACGGUGCUGAGGAAGAGCCAAGAAGCCGUACACCUGGCAAUGCAGAAGUGUGGCAGCCUAGCUUUGCUCGAGGUCAUUCUUGGCCCCACCGUCCUGAGCAUGUCAGUCACGCAUGUUACAUGUUAUGCAGAGAACAAUCGGGCGAACGGGGUCCUGGAGGAACAGACUCUUGCUUGCAUUGGUGAGAUCGCUCAGGCACGCUGUCAAGCACGUCGUGCAGCCCGUGCAGGCAGCAGCGUUGGCUUCACUGAGGCUGAGCUGGAGGCGGCACAAUGGGCCAGGAAGCUACCAGAAGUUCAAAUCCAGAUCUCCAGGAGGACCAAUGGUGACCUACGAGGAACGAGAUCGAAAGGCAUCGUAGCAACAUCUCGUAAACCCUCUGCUGAAGUGAAGCCGGCAUCGGCGUCCCUUGACCUGGACGAAGAGUUUCUGACGGAGCUUGCUGAAAGAAAGCAGCGGGAAAGAGAAAAGAAGGAACGCAGAGAAGAACGAAAGCAGAAGAAGGAACGAAAACACAAAAAAGAGGAGAGAUCUGAGAGAUUUGAAGGUAAAGGAGAAGGAAAAAGUAUAGAACCCGUGGGAGGGUCGAAAGAUGGAAAUGAGCGCACGGAGCGCACGGAGCGCCAGGAGAAAGGUGCAGAGAAGACUCGCCCAAGCAUCGCCAAAGUGGCUGAAGAAAAAUCACCGCCUCUCAUGGAGAACCAGAUAGAUCCCAUUGUCGCUGAGGUAAGGGGCAUAGACAAGCCCGAAGAGAAAGAUGAGAAAGUGAAGUUGUACAAGAAGGAUAAGAAAGAAAAGAAGGAGAGAAAGAGAGAAAGAAGAGAAAGGAGAGAAAGAAAGGAGAAGGAAAGGCGAGAGGAAAAGGAAAGAAGGGAAAGAACCGGAGAAAAAGAUCCUGAGGAGCCAGAAGCUGGAGACUCCCGAAGCAACAAAGAUGCAAGAAACAGACAAACCUCUGCUCCUGAGCCUGGAAGCCUUGAGGCCAAAGCUUUGGAAAUGAAGAUGCAGCGAAAAAUGGCCAGGCAGAUGCGCCGAGAGCAAAGGCAGUUGAAACGGGAAGAGCACGAGCGAUUGAGACAGGAAAUCGCGGCAGCAGAUGGCUGGCAAGAUGCAAUCGGCCAACUCAUUGAGGCUGCAGAGGCCCAAAGCCGAGAAUACGCAGCUGCAAAGGCUGCAAUGGCCACGGUGAUUGACGUGAACGACAGGACAGAUGCAGCGGCGGAUCCAACAUCCGACGGUCCACGACCGUUGCGCACGCUGGAGCAGCUCGUGAAGGAGCUCGAUGAGCUCGAGAGGUUGAAGAAAGAGGCCAAGAAAGGGUCAAAGGCAGCGGCAGGCGAAACCGCCGAAGCCGCCGAGGCUGGCGCUGAAGGCGCGACGGUGCCGGGCGACGGCGAAGGCACACAGCCGCCGCAGCCGCCGCAGCCGGUGCCGAAUGACCCGCUGAAUCCUCUGAACGCCGCCUACGACAUGAGAGCCUAUGCCUUGCUGCGGAAGCUGCGGCUGGAUGAAGAGCAUCAGAUUUCCCAGAUAGCUUUGGACGAGCCCGAUUGGGACCAUUUGGGCUACCUGCGACGCUCUCCGUCACCCUGCCGUUUACGCACCAACGGCGCAAUGUGGCCAACUCGCAGGGGUGCAUGGCGUAGCCGCGCUGGUGGCGUCUACUUACCCCCAGAGGCAAACAUCGAACGGCAGGGGUCACCGAGUCUUAGUCCAGCACGGUGGAUGUAUCCUGAAGAGUUCAACCGACCUUUGCAGUGGAAGGCCCUGAUGAAGAAGGACAGGGCCAAGAACGGGGUGGAGCUCAUGAUCCAGCGUUGGGCUCGUGGAGAUACAGUAGGACUUCUUGCAGAGAUCUUGACACUGUGGAAGCGGCUCCUGGAUGAACGCAAAAAGUCGGCCAGACGAGAUAGAGCGCAUCAGGCUGUCAACAUGUUGCUACACACCUGGCGGCGACCUGGGCCCCAGGGAGUGGCUGCCUGCGCAAUCUCCGCAUGGAGCCGCUACGCAGCCAAAAACAGAGGACGCACUCGCGCCCGCCUAGCUAUGGAGCAACAGGUCAAGCGCUACUUUCUUAGCAAAGUGGAUGCGAUGCGCGGAGUGGUGUUUGCAGAUUGGCGACAGGCUGCACGUCGAGGAAAAGCUCAUGGAUCCGUCGAGGUCAUCCUGAAACAGUGGGAGAUGGGCUCUGCCCGUGGGUUGCAGGUGGUGGUUGGCAUCCUAGCUGCCACGACGGGGAAGUUUCACCCUACGACGCAGCAAAGGACGUCGCAGGACGUCGCAGGUUGUCGGAUGUCGCCGGUGUGUUGUGGGCCCUGCCAGUGGUAUCCAGUGGUGAUAGGUUGCAUUGCUUGCGGUUGA